CUCGUUGCGUAUUUCCUUCUCCCUUCCCUGUGUGGAUCCAGACCACCGACGCAGCCGGACCGCCAGAGAUGGCCGGCGGCGGGGCGCAGGCGCAGGCCGCGGUGGCGGAGCAGAUGGCGCAGGCGCUGCACUCCACCUCCAACCUCCUCCACCUCAUGGAGGAGUCCUCCCCUGCCCAGGCUCACCUGGCAAAACUUCCCAAGAAACUGUUGGCAAAGGCAUCACUUGCUAAGAACACAGGGCAAGUCUUGCAUCAGCUACCUCAUGUGGUUUCUUCCUUGGAUGCUUACAUGGAAGCUAGUUUCCAAAGUGCUUCUCAAAUCAAGACUGUUGCACAGCUCUUGUCAAACAUGGAGAACAACCAACUGAGAUCUAUCUUACCUGCCUCUCGGUUAGAGAAAGCUGAGAAGAAUACUGAGAACAAACUCAGGGUUGAAUGAUACACUUACCAAAGGGGAUACAUUAACCAAACUGUAUUCUCCUAGGGAAGGCAUAUAUUUUCGUUGAGACUAUCCCUUUUCUUGUUUGUGGAUACUAGUAGUAUAAACUACACUGCUACUUAGUUUUGCUGGUAUAUGCUUCUUCAAAAAGGUAAUUUGAUUGAGGACAAAAGUGACAAACACACUGGAAACUUUCAUCUUUAGCAUUGGGUAUUGCUUACUGCAAUCAUCUACAGACUAAAGAAGUGAUUAUUACAGGCCUAUGUACAGUACACAGUUCAGAGAUUAUUGUCUAGUGUCUACCCUGCCAAGCAAAAGAUGAAUUGUUUUUUAGAUAUGUCAGCCUACCUUCUGUAACUAUUAUUCUUUGGCUCUCGAAGAACUCAUAACCGGUUUGCUACUUUUCAAUCCCAUUAGUAAUUUCUAACAAACAGAUGACUCUUUUCUUUACAUGACUUCCCUUCCCAAUUCCCAUAGGUGUCUUUGCUAUCUUGUAGUAGUACUGACGAACAGGAAUAAACUGAAUCCUUACCACUGGUCAGGUGUUGGCUCCGUUUGCUCCCAACCAGUGUUUAAAGAUCUUGUUUGAUUCAAAUGGCUGUGUUUCUAUGUUUGCAUUGGCUUUCUCAAGUCACUACAACUCUUCAUCGGUGUAAUAUGUUUUUUUCGUCUUGAUGGCUUGAGCCACAUCAUCUGCUGUUCCAGCUGGCUCUGUAAUCCCUCGGUGUUGGCUGUGAAGUCCAUUGGUUACUUUCAGUAUAUACACACAUAGAAACGGCUUUGUCCCUUCCAAUCUCUGCUUUGCGGCAACAAAAGCUUAUUUGAAUCACUAUUAGGUGAUGGGUGUAAUGACAGUUCUUUCAGUAUUUUAAGGAUACGGAU
This is a messenger RNA of Oryza brachyantha (malo sina), 1322 nucleotides long. Its product is annotated as tobamovirus multiplication protein 2B-like. The record is from RefSeq and is a predicted model, not a curated record. NCBI's taxonomy places the organism in Eukaryota, Viridiplantae, Streptophyta, Magnoliopsida, Poales, Poaceae. The transcript is spliced from 4 exons. Bases 69 to 440 code for a protein of 123 amino acids.